Molecule: messenger RNA, 931 nt
Organism: Ochotona curzoniae (black-lipped pika)
Lineage: Eukaryota; Metazoa; Chordata; Mammalia; Lagomorpha; Ochotonidae
Gene: CUNH17orf67
Product: chromosome unknown C17orf67 homolog
Exons: 4
Coding region: 240-512 (90 amino acids)
Source: RefSeq, a predicted model, not a curated record
UGCUUCCGCAGGAUGCAAAUUUACCAGAAGGAAAUAUUUUGGUGGUGUUUGUUAAAACCGAGUCAGAUACAUUUAGCAUCCCAGCUGUGAGUCCUAGCGGAAGCACACACUGGGUUGGCUUGGAGCCUGACGCGGCUUGCUUAAGUAGCCUGCGCAGCCCGGGAGAACGCUCCCGGCGGCAGCAGCAGCAGCAGCAGCAGCAGCAGCAGCAGCAGCAGCGGAGACAGGAGGCUCACAGGAUGGAGAGGCUUGCAGUGUUGGUGCUCCUUCUCAGCUCGCUGACUUUGGGCUCAGAGACCUCCCCACUCUUGACGGAAAAGCAAGCCAAGCAGCUGCUGAGAUCCCGGCGGCAGGAAGCACCCCGCAAGCCAGGCUUCCCGGACGAGCCCAUGCGGGAGUACAUGCUCCACCUGCUGGCCCUGGAGCACCGCGCUGAGGAGCAGUUCCUGGAGCACUGGCUGAACCCACACUGCAAGCCCCACUGUGACAGGAACCAGGUCCACCCCGUGUAAGGGGGGCGGGAGCAGGCUGCAAACAUUGUGAUAGGUGAUGAUCCGGAUAAUGUCAACACAGGAUGGACUUCUUUCAUUGGUUUUCAAAUUGCGGUGAUGGAUUUCUUCAGACUUUGUGAUGGGUGGUUGUGCCCACGCUUGCCUUGGGACUGGCAAAUAUAUAUGCUGCUUCAUUAUUCUAUCCUAUGCAAGUCAUUGCAAUGAAUAGCUUUUAAGGUGUAGAUCCCAUGUUCCCAACAUCUUCCUACUGGAUGAUAGGCUGAGCAGAUGCAGACUCUUUCCUGGGGCUCUCUGGACUAGGAACCAGGGACGGCUUGUUCAGAGAAGUGACGCACACCACUUGGGGCUGUUGAGUUUUUGCUUGACCAUUUGUCUCUUUCUUUCUCUGUUCUAAUAAACAUUGAUGUCAGAUCUGCUUU